AUGAUAUUGUUAACUCUACUCCGAACAUUAACAGUUAUUACCAGAAUAAUAAACAAAUCUAUUGAAACAAGUGUAUUCCCAAAGCAAUGGAAAGUAGCUUUAGUAAAACCGACUCCCAAAAAGCCGCAUCCAAAUGAAUACAAGGAUCUUCGUCCUAUAAGUAUCCUGCCCUUUAUGUCAAAAAUUCUGGAAAGAGUAGUCUGUACACAAAUGACGGAGUAUCUUGAGGCUAAUAAUAUUCUGCCUAAAAAGCAAUCUGGAUUCAGAAAGUCUCGUAGCACUGCAACCGCUCUGAUGGAUGUAGUGGAUGAUAUUUUGUCUGCACAAGAUGUUGGAGAGGGUACUCUGUUAGUUUUGCUUGACUUUUCCCGAGCUUUUGAUACUAUUAACACCACUCUACUCUUAUCAAAACUGGCUUAUUACGGAUUUGAUAAUUUAACAAUAAAAUGGUUUGCAAGUUACCUCACUAGUCGUACACAAUUUGUUAAAAUAAAUAAAAACAAUGGAUCAGAAUGUAUAUCUACCACGUUGCCAGUUCCAUGA
Parnassius mnemosyne (clouded apollo) is the source of this 543-nucleotide messenger RNA. Lineage: Eukaryota; Metazoa; Arthropoda; Insecta; Lepidoptera; Papilionidae. The record is from the annotation of a GenBank genome assembly.